This is a messenger RNA of Racocetra fulgida, 321 nucleotides long. Lineage: Eukaryota; Fungi; Glomeromycota; Glomeromycetes; Diversisporales; Gigasporaceae. The record is from the annotation of a GenBank genome assembly.
GCAAUGAUUAAAGGAGUUGUGGAAGUAGAAGAAAAGAUUAAUCGUCUGACGCAAAUAAAGCAGCAAGAUGAAUCCGUAUUGAUAUAUACUUACCGUUAUGAAAUGGAAGUUGCGCCGAUAAGACAUGCGAUUCGUGAUUAUGAAGAGAUGUUCUGGUUUAUAUUUGGAUUAAAGGAAUCAUACCGAUGGGAGGUUGAAAUGAUGUGUCCAAUGACAUAUGAAGAAGCAAAGAAUUUCGCAUUGAUAGUUGAAGCCGGAGAUGAUCAAGAAAACGUACGAGAGAAUGAAGAAGUAAAAUUAGGCGUUAGUGAGUUAGAAGAC